Messenger RNA from Exophiala bonariae, 738 nucleotides. RefSeq lists its product as uncharacterized. The record is from RefSeq and is a predicted model, not a curated record. NCBI's taxonomy places the organism in Eukaryota, Fungi, Ascomycota, Eurotiomycetes, Chaetothyriales, Herpotrichiellaceae. The transcript has 4 exons. Bases 1 to 738 code for a protein of 245 amino acids. Gene Ontology annotation, molecular function: oxidoreductase activity.
AUGUCGGUUGCUGAAAAGGUCAUAAUAGUCACCGGUGCAGGUAGUGGCAUCGGGAAAGCCACUGCCCUCCUUCUGGGGGAAGACAAAGUCAAAGUCGCCCUUUUUGAUGUCAAUUCAAGCAUUUUCGACAUUGAGACACAGAUAAAAUCUUCUGGAGGCACGGCUCUCGCUAUAAAAGUAGAUGUCAGCUCUUCCGCAGAAGUCGACGCCGCCACUAAAGCCGUUGUGGAAGCCUUUGGACCCAUUGAUGGAGGUGCCAAUUUAGCAGGUAUCUCUGGACUGGGAACAGUCAAUUUGGAGCAUGAAACAGACGAUGCCUGGGAUCGGGUGGUUGGAAUCAAUCUAGGAGGAGUCAAGAACGCUAUGCGCGCUCAACUUCAGCAUAGAAAUCCGAAGGGCGCCUCGAUUGUCAAUGCUUCAAGCAUUGGAGCCCGGAUUGGAUCACCUGGCAAUGCAGCUUACUCUGCCAGUAAAGCGGCAGUCAGUGCUCUCAGUAAAUCUGUUGCCCGGGAGAUGGGUCCUAAAGGAGUUCGGAUUAAUGCUAUUGCACCUGGUAUCACGGAUACAGCUAUGGUUGGCGCCGUACCAGAGUCCAUUCGUGAGGAAUGGAGAAAAGCCAAUGUCCUUGGACGACUAGCACAGCCAAUUGAGAUCGCUAAUGUUAUUCUUUUUCUUCUGAGCGAUAAGAGCUCCUUCAUCACCUCAGCAAUUAUUGAUAUUGAUGCAGGCCGCGUCUGA